This is a messenger RNA of Brassicogethes aeneus, 1626 nucleotides long. The record is from the annotation of a GenBank genome assembly. Lineage: Eukaryota; Metazoa; Arthropoda; Insecta; Coleoptera; Nitidulidae.
GAGUUGUUUUGAACAGUCAAUUACUACUAUAGGUACCUAAUGAAAAUGUUGCUGCAACAUAUAUACUUUUUUUUAUUGGCAUCAUUCUUUAUAAAUCACGUUUAUGGUAAUACGUGCCAACAAAAAAACGUAACCUAUGGAUAUGUCUGUGUUUGUAACUCAACGUAUUGCGAUACUGUACCUCAAGUAGACGUAAAAGAAGGAAUCUAUCAACUAUAUACUACAACGUCACAAAUGUUGGGUUUUUCGACUAUAAAAGGACAAAUUAAAUCUAACAGUGAAGGUAUUUCUAAAUAUAAAAUAGACUUGACGACUUCCAAUCCCAAGCAAACUGUUUUUGGGUUUGGUGGUGCAUUUACAGGUUCUACAGGUUUCAAUAUAAAUGGUCUUUCUUCAAGAGCACAAGACAAUUUGCUGGAAAGCUAUUUUGGUGCUGGUGGUAUUGAGUAUACCUUAUGCAGAGUUCCUAUUGGUGGUAGUGACUUUUCUUUAAAGAAAUACACAUAUGAUGAUGACCAUGUGGGUGAUGUGGAUUUAAAGUACUUUGCAUUGCAAGAUGAAGACUUGCUAUUUAAGAUACCAUAUAUAAAAAAGGCUAAUGAGUUAUCAAAUAACACUCUGGAACUGUUUGCUAGUGCUUGGUCGGCCCCUCCAUGGAUGAAAACCAACAAUGACUUUGCUGGAGUAGGUUUUUUGAAGCUGGAGUACUACCAAACGUGGGCGGAAUAUUAUGUUAAAUUCUUCGAAGAAUACGAUAAAAGAGGUGUUAAGUUUUGGGGGGUAACCACUCAAAACGAACCUUUUGACGGCUUUCUACCGCAGUUGAUAUCCCAGAUACCCUCUAUGGGAUUUGAUAACCACCAAAUGAACCAAUGGCUAUCACAACAUCUAGGCCCAACUUUAAAAAAUUCGUCAUUCAACGAUUUGAAAGUCAUGAUACACGACGACAGCAGACACACUCUACCUUUGUUGCCAAUAAUUUUGGAAAACCCUCAGUCAAUGCAAUAUGUGCACGGCGUUGCAGUGCAUUGGUAUGCCGACAAAAUCACCCCAAGUGAAUAUCUUGAUCUCUUCACAAAAUCCAGCAAAAAGGAGUUAUUCUUGCUUGGGACUGAAGCUUGCAAUGGUUUUUUGCAUGCCUUAAACUUGGAACAUUCCGUGGAGUUGGGUAGUUGGGCUAGAGCUGAAAAAUACGUCAGGAAUAUCAUCACAGAUUUCGCCCAUGGUGCGGUGGGCUGGGUGGACUGGAAUAUGGUUCUGGACGAAUCAGGUGGGCCAUGUGCAAUCGAUAACAAAGUGGAUGCGCCUGUUAUAACCAACAAUGCAACCGGUGAAUUUUAUAAACAACCCAUGUUUUACGCCAUGGGCCAUUUCUCCAAAUUCUUAAGACCAAAAUCUCAGGUCUUGGAUGUUCAAGAUGGCUUACUUAAAAGUGUGGCAGUAUUAAGGCCUGAUGGUUUACACGCAGUCCUUGUUUUUAAUGAGGGUCAAGAUGCUACAAACGUUGAAAUUAAAUCAAAUAAGGGUGUUAUCGACGUCGAAAUCCAAAAACAUUCCAUUAACACAAUUCUAUUUUAAAAUGUGAAUUAUUAGUACCUACGUAAAUAAAAAAUUUCAUAUUAUUAA